Vitrella brassicaformis is the source of this 1035-nucleotide messenger RNA. Lineage: Eukaryota; Vitrellaceae. The record is from the annotation of a GenBank genome assembly.
CUACUUCUGUCUCUAUGCGAUCGCCACGCCACACACAACCAGCCCUCAUUCUCGAUAAAAGAAGGUACGCAAAAACAUCACUCCCGGAAAUGAGUAGACAACCAUUCACUCACGCGCCAGUCACGAACAUAACACAUUUGGCCUAUCUGGCCAUCUGCCUUGCCUACAUGAUAACGCAUCCAUACUCGCUCUCCUCCCGCCACACCUUGUCCCCCAGCUGCCGCCCUAGUACUCUCAUCACGGCAUUGCGCGUGCGGUCGUGGGGGGCAGACUCCGUCGUGUACACAUUGACACGACGUUCAUCUCCCCAAUCCGCCAGCUGAAUCCCAGCCGUGUGCCCCUCACCGACCGCCUCACUGCCCAACACCACCAGCCGCAAAUGCCAUCGAUCCUUAUACUUUUUGUCGAACACGGCCAUACCCUUCCCCCACUGUGCCGCAUCGCUGGGAGGGGCCGCCAGCAAUUGAUACACUCGCCGGAAUGCAGCAGAAGCAGGACACCGAGACGACCAGUCUCUGGAGAAGGUGAGGUAGCCGCCGUCACUAAGCCAAUUAAAGACGCUGAACGCCACCAUAGAAGCGUAAGUGCGGUAGACCCAGCGCACACACAGACCGUCCAGCUGUGUGGGCGGGUCGGCAUGGUUCAGCUGUGUGGGCGGGUCGGCAGGGUUGAAUGUGUCGUGAGGGAAGAGGGGGCUGGGUGCGUCGAGGAGGGUGGGGGGGCGCCAGCGAUGAAGGCCAUAGCCCCAGCCAUAGCCCCAGCCAUGAAGCCAUUGCUGGCCUCUACGGUGGAGAGUCAGCCCCCGGCUGAGUAUCUUCCAUUGGCGGACCGCCUCGGUCUCGCCGAUGAAGCCCCGGCCCGUCUGGCUGCCGAACACCUCGAAAUGCUCAUCGCCCAGCACCACUGGCCACUUGCCGCAUAUGUGAUAGAGCAGCUCCAAAUGAGGCCGCCACCUCGAGAAAUCGCGGCCAUACUCCAGCAUCAUUAGCCGUCGUGUGAUGGCCACAACAACGGCCGCGUCCUGGCUCAGCUGAG